Messenger RNA from Dentiscutata erythropus, 163 nucleotides. The record is from the annotation of a GenBank genome assembly. Lineage: Eukaryota; Fungi; Glomeromycota; Glomeromycetes; Diversisporales; Gigasporaceae.
AUGGCAUGUACUAAUUCUGUAAUUGCUGACAAAAAGUGUUUUGAAGAAGCUACUUGCAUAUAUUGUGCAUUCCAUGGACUUAAGUGUAUUUAUGCUAAAUCGGUUAAAAAACGAGGACCAAAAAUGACCAAUAGAUCAGCCAACAUUUUUGAAAAUAACUUCA